Molecule: messenger RNA, 3545 nt
Organism: Pocillopora verrucosa
Lineage: Eukaryota; Metazoa; Cnidaria; Anthozoa; Scleractinia; Pocilloporidae
Source: RefSeq, a predicted model, not a curated record
UGUCUCUAGGAGCGGCCAGUCUUAAAAUUUUCACUACCACAUUGACAGAUUCUCGUAUCAAAUCGAGCCAACACCUGUUAAAAAAUGCUUUCAGCGAAGGUUUUCCUUCUUGGAUUUACUUUUGUUGCAACUGUUUGUUUUAGUGUAAAAGAAGCAUCAGUCUUGUCAAAUACACCCGAACACCUAGUUUACGUAUUUGGAUCCGAGGGCGUUGAAAUCAUUGAUCCGAAGAGCAAAAAAGUUUUGCAUAAUAUCACUGAUGAUAUCUGCACUAAGUCAAACAAUCGCUUUUCCAGGAAAAAAUGUUCUUUUGGAGGAGUUAUUUCUGUUAAGGAUGAACUGAUUUUCUUCAGCGACAGUCCUGGGAAUCGAGUUCAUGUUAUUGAUGUGGAAAAACAAGAGGUUAAAGAAACAAUUCCAACCGGGGGAUAUCCUUAUGACUUGUACUACCUUCCCUGGCUAGAGGAGGUCUGGGUUCACACGUGGACGAAGUCUACGUUUGACGUCAUCAGUAUCGCGGGAAGUCUGAAGAAGACACAUACCGCCAUUAAGGCGCAUGUGCAACCGGGCUGGACACAUGGUUACAUGUACGCCGAUCAGCAAAUAGCGGAUGGAAACUUAGGCUACGUAACACAUAUGUUCAACCCAGGUAUUCAUCAACUCGACUUGUCAUCUAAGACAUACAAAGACUUCGUGAAUGUAUCAAACUAUGGCUGUAGAGGAACUUUUAACUUUGCGUACAGCCCGGUCAACAAGCACGGCUUUUUUGACUGCAUUGGAUCCAAGACACUCCUGGAGCUUGACAUAGCUACUGAUCAAGUUGUCCGAAGCUAUAAUUUCACAGGACGUCCCUACGCUUCUAAAUACGGCCGGUACAUUGUAACCCUUUACAAAUCCGUCAACGAAUCAAUCAACCUUCUCCUCACCAGUGAAGUGGUCAUUCUUGUCGUUUCUGGUAAGGACAGCGCUCCAAUUCAAAAACCCACGAUGAAAAUCCCUGGAGGUGUCAGUCGACUAGUGUUCGACCCCAAGAUUCUCUCUGUUGCUUACAUCAGCCUCGUAUACCUCGAUAAGAUUGCAGUGUUGGAUCUAGAUUCUCUUCGAGUGAGCUACAUUGAUGGGGUCGGGAGUGUGCUGACGGCACCUGGUAUGCAUUCUGUGAGCCGUUCUCUGGUCGUAGCAGGGCCUUGGAUGGUAACACCAGCUACGGCUAAUAAUUCCGUCGCCGUAAUCAACAUAGCCAACCGUGAGUUAGAGGGCAUGGUGCAAGGGGUAGUCCAGGGCUUGAGCAUGAUUGCCGUGCGUCGAAAAGUUCCAGUUCCUGUGAGUGCCGCAGAGUUUAUCCAUUUUUCACCACUUAAGCUGAUUAUUACCCUGCUUUUUGCUUUACAAGUGACGUUUGGGUAAACCAAAGUGACGUUUGGUAGCAUUGUAAAGGCCCGGCCAAACGCAGGCAACAUUUCAACGAAACGUCUUGUAACAUUGUUGGAUCGUGUUAGAAGAUGUUGUGAAGGGGUUGGCAAAACACGCGCAGCAUCUUGCAACAUCCGAAAAUGUUGUAACAAAAACUUGACCAAAUGACCCUCGUUUUCGACUGACUGAGCACCAGUGAAGCGAGAGUGAAAAGGAAAAAAAAGAGAAGGGCAUGUAAACGUGACGCCUUAUUCGUGACUGACGAGGUACACUCUAAAGUUUACGACAAUUUCCAAUUCCUUUUAACACCGCAGGGUUUAUCCACCCUGCUUUUUGCUUUUCAAGUGACCGUUGGGUAAACCAACAGUUUUUUAAUAACACCUUGGUAGCAUUGUAAAGGCCCAGCCAAACGCAGGCAACAUUUCAACGAAUCGUUUUGCAACGUUGUUGGAUCGUGUUAGAAGAUGUUGUGAAGGGGUUGACAAAGCACGCGCAGCAUCUUGCAACAUCUGAAAAUGUUGUAACAAAAACUUGAACAUUUUCAAACCUUAUCCAACACCAACACUUUGUAUUUCAGAGGACCACGUGUGCAUUUUACCUGAUCAUAAAUCGGUUGGAGAGAACAUAACUCACCUCGUUCUCGACUGACUGAGCACCAGUGAAGCGAGAGUGAAAAGGAAAAAAAGAAAAUAGCAUGUAAACGUGACGCCUUAUUCGUGACUGACGAAGUACACCCUAAAGUUUACGACAAUUUCCAGUUCCUUUGAAUGCCGCAGGGUUUAUCCAUUUUUCACCACUAAAGCUGGUUAUUACCCUGCUUUUCGCUGUAUAAGUGACGUUUGGGUAAACCAACGGUUUUUUAAUAACAACUUGGCAGCAUUGUAAAGGCCCGGCCAAACACAGGCAACAUUUCAACGGAACGUCUUGCAACAUUGUUGGAUCGUGUUAGAAGAUGUUGUGAAGGGGUUGGCAAAACACGCACAGCAUCUUGCAACAUCCGAAAAUGUUGUUACAAAAACUUGACCAUUUUCAAGCCUUAUUCAACACCAACACUUUGUAUUUCAGAAGACCACGUGUGCAUUGUACCUGAUCAUAAAUCGUUUGGGGAGAACAUAGCUCACCUCGUUCUCGACUGACUGAGCACCAGUGAAGCGAGAGUGAAAAGAUAAAAAGAGAAGCGCAUGUAAACGUGACGCCUUAUUCGUGACUGACGAGGUACACCCUAAAGUUUACGACAAUUUCCAGUUCCUUUGAACGCCGCAGGGUUUAUCCAUUUUUCACCACUAAAGCUAAUUAUUACCCUCCUUUUUGUUUUACAAUUGACCGUUGAGUAAACCAACAGUUUUUUUAAUAACACCUCGGUAGCAUUGUAGAGGCCCGGCCAAACGCAGGCAACAUUUCAACGGAAUGUCUUGCAACAUUGUUGGAUCGUGUUAGAAGAUGUUGUGAAGGGGUUGGCAAAACACGCGCAGCAUCUUGCAACAUCCGAAAAUAUUGUAACAAAAACUUGACCAUUUUCAAACCUUGUCCAACACCAACUAAUGUCUUGCCACAUGUUGCUUCAGGUUGGCCAAACGUGUGCAACACGUUGCACGCAACAAUGUUUUAGGAUGUUGCGUUGAAAAGUUGCGUGCAUUUAACCGUGCUUUUAACAGAUAGCUUAACCGCAGAAACCGUCGUCAGUCUAACGACAGAAAAGUGUAAUUCGUAAUGAUGUUUUCCUACCACUAGAGUUGAUUGAAUCACAGGUACCCGAUCAUUAAUCGACUGGAAAGAACAUAACUCACCUCGUUCUCGACUGACUGAGUACCAGUGAAGCGAGAGUGAAAAGGAAAUAAGGGAACAGCACAUAGAACUGUUCAGAGCAAGUGUAAACGUGGCGCCUUAGUCGUGACUGACGAGGUACACCCUAAAUUUUACAUGAACUACACUGAGUUAAACCGUCUUUAUGUCAGUAUCUGGGCAACUACCCCUCCCCCAACCCUAAAACAGUCAACUGCUAACAAGCCAUGGUUACUGUUGGGUUAGGGUAGGGGUAAGUAUGCAGUUGCUUAGAUAAUGGUAAUUAACCAUAUUACCAAUAGACGUACUUCUUAUGUUAAUAAACGUUAGUAUCAUGAAAAGCGAGUCCU